AGGGCUUGGACAUGGGAGGGGAGUGGUGUCCUCUUGUUCUGUUGGUUAUAGAUGACUUAUUUACAGGGUAGGAAACGAGGGGGUACACUCAAUGUCUUCUGAUCGACUGUGGGAGUCAAACCUGGCCAGGCAUUUGUUCCUGGAUCAAUACCUUCCACUCAUCUAUCACCUUCUUGUGCGGAAGUAUUGAGGUACAAAUGUCCUUUAAGAGAUGGCUAGCCCAAACUCUUGCAGAGCCUAGAACUACCUACCUGCUCAAGAAAAAAGAAAUAUUUUAACUGGUGGAGGCUCUGUUUUAUAGAGUUGAUUGAUUGCUAAGGGACCAGCUCUGAGGAGGGAAAUCUGCUGCUUCUCCGCGGCUCCGCCCUCCAUAGACUCCCAUUUGGCGCCUUUAGACUCUGAUUUGUUCUGAACAGGCAUGCGCCUGCUCGUUGGUACCUGUGUGGGCGGGGCUUCUCAAGAAGUGAGUGUGUCUGAGCUGGUCAGUUAAGGUUCCUCAACCUUAGUCCCUCCCAGUCUACGCAACGUCAUUCCUCCCGUGGGUUCAUCGGGUGGGCAUUGUGUCCUUGAAUCAGCCCAGUUUGCCCCCUAGAACCUAACUUCCCCAGGCAGUGUCUAUAAUUGUAAGUCAGCCCCUCACCGGAUGCUUUCUGCUAAGCUUCUCUGACCCAAGGGAAAGAAUGCCCAGGAGCCCGGAGCCCUAGGAAACCAAGACCAAGAGCUCCAGAGGAUCCAGUGGUUUUUUCUGGUCUCCACUGGCGUCUAAAGAAGAACAGGAGUAUCAGGAGGUCAAAGCCAGAUAGGACUACAGAGGGGAUUGUAGGUCAGCCUCGGCCACAGAUUGAGACUGGACAAACAAAAGAGAACCAGGACAGUUCCGAGUUUACAGGGCAUUCUGUCUGUGGUCAGAGUCAGCAGCAGGAACCAUCCUUGUUUUCUCUUGUCUCUGAGAUGCUGUGGGGGCUCAGAUCCCUACUUCUGCUGCAUUUGGGGUUCCUUUCUCCAGUUUUGGUUGAUACCAAGAAGACAGCAGUGGAAGAUGGUCUAUGCAGUACAGUCCCUUGUGUGAUUGAAUUUUCCAAGGCGCCUCUCAGAAAACCCAUGAUUGUGAGCUAUAGGCUUAAUGAAAAUAUCAGCUUCCAUGCUGGCACCAGCCAGCCCAGGGGCCCCGUGGCUGAUCUCUCCACAGAGGAGGUGGAAUACUGCAUCCUGCUGACCCACAACAUGCUCGGAAGGAAAAACAUGACCUACUCGCUCUAUGUAGGUCUAGGAGCUCAGAAAGACCUGACCCAAAAGCAAGAGCUUCACAUCCCAGGAAGUAGUAUGGCUGGAGAGCCUGUGUCUUUGACCUGUACCAUCCACAGCACCUGCCAAGAGUCCAAAGCUCUUUUUCUCUCCUGGAAAGGACCCAUUAUGUCUUCUAGCACAACUGUCCCCAUCAACCCCUCUUCAGCACUGGCCAUUGACCCCAAACCUGAGGACCAGGACACCACUCUCAGAUGCCACUUAAAGCUAUCCCUAGAUAACCUGUCCAGCAGUAAAGUAGUCAAGCUACAACUGGUCUCACCUGCCAGGCUGCUGAACUACUCCUGUCUGCUGAAGAGAACACUCACCUGUAGCUGUUCCUUCCAUGGGAUCCCCACACCUUCAGUGCAGUGGUGGGUGGGAAGGACCCCUGUGAGUGUGAAUAGCAUAGAUGCCAUCCUGCACAUGACCUCCACCACGCUAGAAUCCUGGACCAACAGCACCAUUCACCUCAUGUGGGAGCCAGAAAUCAUUAAGAGUCUUCGCUGUGAGGGGAAGAACCAAUAUGGAGUCCAUGCCUCUGGAAUCUUCUUGAUACCAGAUAAGAGCUCCGUUUCCAGCGUGUUCCUGAGAGGACUCAUCCAGGGGAUUGUGUAUGGGGCCAUCGCAUCUGCUUUGUUCUUCUUCUUCCUCGUUGUGCUGGGAAUGAAGAUACUUAAUUGGUGGGAGGAAAAUCAAACUUGCAAGAACGAAGAAGCCCCAACUCUCAAGAAACCAGUUUGGGGAGGAGCCAAACCGGCUGAAGUCGGAAGCUGAAGGUGCACUAGCCUUGGCUCUGCAGGGCUCUGGAGAGAGAAAGAAGAGUCCACAUGGGAACUGCAGAUGGAUUGUGGUGCAUGGCAGACUCCUCUAACUUGACAGACCUGCAGAAGAACAAGCCAUCACCUCUACCUCAGACUCCAGAGCCAGAGACCUACGGACCAGCUCUCUCUGUGGCUGGACAAACCCACCCCUCUCCAGGCUUUCCCCUUCUCCCCUACCCCUUCCUCCUUUUCCUCUCCCUCUCCUUUCCAUUUCUCUCCUCUCCUCUUCUCCUCCUUUUCUUUCCCUCUUCUUCUCUCCCCCUCUUCUUCCUCUCCCCACCCUCCCAUCUUUCUCUCCCCCUCCCACACUCCUCUCUUCUUCCCACAUUUAUACCCCCAACUUCUGCUCUUUUUCUCUCCAUCUUUUUCUUUCUCUUCCCUCUCCUCUUUCUCCUCUUCCUCUUCCCCUUCCCCUCUUUAUUUCUUCCUCUUCCUCUUUUCUCCUCUUGUCCUAACCUCCAUGUAGUCUCUUCCAGAGUGAGUGGCUUGGUCCUUGCCUAUGGCUCAAGGGCAGGUAUCAGUGGGCCCUUGGCUUCACCCAAAAGUCAUGCAGGAAAGGGUUGGCUAGAAGUUCAAGUAUGGGAACUGGGCAUUCAGGGAGAGACUAAUUGUAGGACAGGCAGAGACAACAAGAAUGAAUCAACCAGCUACCUUCUCUGUAUGCAGUGAGACUUCCUACAAAAGAGAAGAGUCCUGAAUACAAUGUCACAUUGCUGGCCACAGUUAUUCUGCUGUGGCUGGGCUCUCUUAGCUUUACUCACUCUUUGUAUCUAUCUCAUGUUCUUGGCUCACACAUCCCAUCCCACCUCAUCACGACCAUGCUUUAUUCUGUCUCUGAUACUUCACAUUACUUUGGUUGCUUUGUAGGUUCCAUGCAUUUUGGGGUGGAUGUGGACCUCUUUUCAGCUGCCCCUUCUCUCUUUGAGUCAGGGUUUCACAUAGCCCAGGCUGUCCCCCAAAUUGAUAUGUAGCCAAGGAUGACCUUGAGCUCUUGAUUUUCCUGCUUUCACCUGCCUUGCGCAGGGGUGACAAGCAUGCAUCUCUAGGUCUGGUUUAUGUGGUGCUGGGAUGGGUGCAAGCACUCCGCUGACUGAGUCAUAUGCCUGGCCUUCUUUUGUCAUUUCUCACUCUUAUCUCCCUUCCUUAUCUUUCUCAUUUAACAACCGUUUCCCCGUGUACCCAGAACGUCACUCUGCACUGAGUACUAUGGGAACACAUGGUCAAAAUGACUGGUGACAAUCCAGACCAAGACAUAGAUUUAUUUAGUAGGAGUAAAGCAGAAGAUGCUUCUGUUCCCAUCUAGGCUAGGUUACCUUUAGGAUCUUCUGGACUGCUUUUUUUUUUAUAUCAAAUGAUGACUAAGCCCCCCACUGGAAUGGUUAUAAUUUAGUCAGCAGCAGGUGGUUGGCUCUGGAGAGGAAAUGACAGAAUGUCAGGCAGACAGCUGUGUGAUAUCUCCUAUUCCCACAGAUAAAGGGAGCAACUGAGACUUCAUUCUGAGACCUAAGUCAAUACAGCAACCCCUGGGACUUGGUAGGGUCAACAUAUCCACCUUAUAGAGCAGGAUAAGGAGACAUGCAUGGUUCAGAAGUCUCUAGGAAGAGGGGCAUUUCUCCUUGUAAUGUCUCUCCAGGGUCCUUCUGCUACCCAUAGCAAGUCAGAACUAUGUAAAGACUGUGGCUCUGUUAGUGCAAAUCAGUCAAUAAAGGGUGAUAUCUUAGUUGCUUUUCAAUUGCUAUUACAAAACACCAUGACCAAGGCAACUCACAGAAGGACAAGUUUAUUGGGGGCUUAUAGUUCCAGAGUCUUGGAGUCUAUAACCAUCAUGGUGGGGAGCAUGGCAGUGAGUAGGCAGGCAGGCAUGGCAUUGGAGCAGUAGAGGGCUCACAUCUCAUUCACAAGCACAGGGUAAAGGAAGAGAGCAUAUACAUGCUAAGUGGGAAUGUGGUAGGCUUUGGAAAUCUCAAACUCCACUUCCGGUGACACACCGCCUCCUACAUGGCCACACCUACUAAUCCUUCCCAAAUAGGUUCCCAAAUCAACUGGGGGCCAAGCAUUCAAAUAUGUGACAAGUAGAAGCCAUUGUUAUUCAAACACCCAUAGGGGACUUCACAGAGUUAAGAGACAAAUUCCAAACACUAUGACAGUGUAAGCUUUUCUAAAUCCAAAAAUAUGAAAUCCAAAAUACAUCAGAACCUGAAACAUUGUUAGAAAGGAUCUGAUGUAGUCCAGACUAGACUUGAACUUGAUAUGUAGCCCAGAAUGACCUUGAACUCCUGAUCCCCCUACCUCUAUCUACCUCUCCAGUGCUGGGAUUACAGGUGGGCAACACCAUGCCGAAAUAAAUAAAAUGUUACUAAACAUGAAAA
This is a messenger RNA of Rattus norvegicus (Norway rat), 4477 nucleotides long. RefSeq lists its product as uncharacterized. The record is from RefSeq and is a predicted model, not a curated record. Lineage: Eukaryota; Metazoa; Chordata; Mammalia; Rodentia; Muridae. Gene Ontology annotation, cellular component: membrane.